AUGGUCGUUCCCCACAUGGUCAUCCGCCAAGAGGCCCAAGUCAUAACUCAGACGGUUGAGCUCCCGUCCACAACUUACACCACGCACGUCACACUAGGCGUGGUGUCGGCUGCAGCUACGGACCGUCCCGUCGCAGUCCCAUCCCAGCACAGUGGCGAUGGUCUCAGCGGUGCUGAAAUCGGCGCCAUCGUCGGAGCUGUCGUUGGGUUUUUUAUCCUCUCUUUCGUCGUGGUCAAGAUAAGGAGGAGUUAUCGCAGCUACUCUGGUUCGGAAGAUGAUUGGUCGGUUGUGAUGCCGCAUGAGGGUUGGACGAGGCCUGUGCCUGUUGCUAUUCCUAGGCCUGUGCCGGUGCAGUAUCCGCCUCCGGCUGCGCAAAGAGAGCAGGUUCCUGGGGGACCAAAGUUUCCCACUUAUAGAGCGAUUCCUAUUCCCAAUCCUAGGAGGGCAGCUUCGAAUCUUCCUCGAACUUAUCGGUGA
Fusarium graminearum PH-1 is the source of this 477-nucleotide messenger RNA. RefSeq lists its product as uncharacterized. The record is from RefSeq and is a predicted model, not a curated record. The transcript is spliced from 2 exons. Bases 1 to 477 code for a protein of 158 amino acids. Lineage: Eukaryota; Fungi; Ascomycota; Sordariomycetes; Hypocreales; Nectriaceae.